UUGAAAUUUCUGAGGAACGUGAGGCUAUCUAAAUAAAAUUCAAAGUUUGAACUGGAAGAAAAAAAAAAUAAAGAAUAAAAUAUUGCUACGAAGAACUUAUCGAGAAAAUAUUUAACGUAAACAAAACUUAUGUAAAUAUCAUUUCCAUGUUGAAAUAUAAAGAAAGCAAUAGAAUAAAUGACAAGAUGAAUGCCAAGAUAUAGGCCUAUGCACAUAGUAACUGUGAAAGUAUUUUGUACUCUUUAUAAUUAGGAUUAAAAGAUGCCGAGUAAGAAAAAGAAAUAUAAUGCCAGGUUUCCACCUGCAAGAAUUAAAAAAAUAAUGCAAACAGAUGAAGAAGUUGGAAAAGUUGCAGCUGCUGUUCCUGUUAUAAUUUCUCGAGCCUUAGAGCUUUUUGUAGAGUCUUUAGUAAAAAAAGCUAGUGAAAUAACGCAGACAAGAAAUGCUAAAACUCUUACAACUUCUCAUUUGAAAGCUUGCAUUCUUGCAGACAACCAGUUUCAUUUUCUGAAAGAUCUCGUGUCCUGUAUUCCGGAUGUUCAAGGUGAAGACGAUUCAUCUAAUCCUUCAAUAAUACCACAGCCUGGUUUGACACAGUUGCCUCCACGUCAACCAAAACGUAGAAAGAAUCAAAAUGUAGAUGGAAAUGCAGGACCAAGUCAAUCAACAGCUGAAGAGUCAGAAAGUGGAAGUGGUCAGGAAGAUGAGGAUUCAGAAGAAGCUAGUAGUGAAAAUACAUCUGAUUAUGUCCCAACUGGAUCAACUACAUUCCAGCAUAGUUCAGUAGGUCCUAAUUUCAACAGUUCUUCAAAUUUAACACCAGAUAUUCAUUCUUUGAGAAUGCAAUUUCCUGGCAUUCAGAACUGCAAUACGGCCGUCAGUAGUGCCGAGGAUGAUUACGAUUCUUGAGACAUGCUCACACUGCUUCCGCACAGAAUAGCUUCAACAAGAUUUAAGGAAGCAAAACUUAAGUUGUAUAAUAUGUAAAAAGACUAGUGUUUAAAACUUGUUUUUAAUUGAUUAUAUAUAAACUGCACUGAGAUAACCAUUGUACUGUUCAAAAGGAUUUUUACGAUAGUUUAACUCAUAUCAGGGAUAAAACAUAGUAGCGUGAAAUAUUUGACCUUUUGGGUACCAAACUUUUUGCAGUUUAUGACAUUUUUCUAAGGAAAGAAAUAUAGAGAAUUAUUUACAAAAGAAAAAAAAAGGGAUUUCUUAAUUACAAAAUAUUUUUUAAAAUCUCUUCCCAAAAGACAAAGUUAUAACUAAAAUAAAGAAUCUUGUAAGAUCUCUCUUCAGUAAAAUUAAUUUGUUAAUUAGAUUGAAAGCUUAAAAUUUAACAUAUUUGGUAUGUUUAGAAAAGGGAUUUAAAUUGAUGCUGAAAAAUGUAGUUUUAUUUUUAUGAAAACACUUCAGAGUUAAAAAAGUAGAGAAAAAAAAAUUUUAUAUAAGUCGUCAUCAAACAUUUGUAUAUAGAUCUUGCAAUUGAUCUUUUUUACUCAUUGGGUUGUCAGCCAUGUUGGAUAUGUAAUGGAUAAAUACAAUAUGUGUAUUUGAAAUAUAUGUAUAUAAUGUAUAUUUUAAUUUAAAUCAUUUUUGAUCAAAUUAAAAUUAUUUUAAAAUAUUAAAAAAAAGCAAAUAAUACAUAUAAAUAUAAGUAUUUUGAUUUGUUAAAUAUAAUUUAUUAUCUUUAGUAAUAAUUUAUAUGCAGAAUAUCCUUUAAAAGACUGAUACAAGUCUUAUUUCAAUUAUUAUUUAUUAUAUGAGGUUUGAAUUAGAUUAUUCGUAACAUAUUUUAACUGAAACAUUUUCAGAAAAUCGGUAUGAAAACAAGAUUAAAUCUGAAAACGUAAAUAUAAAUGUUUUGUAUUUAUUAUUUAAACUGAUUUUUUAAUCAGAAAGUUUGGUUUUUGUUAUUCAUUUAUUUGUAAAAUACCAACGAAGUAUGCAAAAAUCCUAAUGUAAAACAAGUUUAGGAAUCUUGAAAUGAUUCUCAUUUCCAUAAAAAUUUACUUCUGUAUAAAUUUUAUUUUUUGCUAAAUGUUUUAUUCAUCAAUGCUCAGAAGAGACUAUGGAGUUUAAUGAUUAUUUUCACAUUCCCAAACAUGCAUAAUGCAGUUGUUUUGAGUUCUUUGCUGUUUUAAACUAAACACACAACAGAAAAAAACUCUUUUUGACCCAAAAAAGUUUACUGUUUUUUAAAAUAUUUUAUAAACACAAUUUCAUUCCCAAAUUAAUAUUUUGAAAGCUAAGUACAAUACCGUAAAUGAUCUUAAUUCAAACCUUACACAAUCAAUAACAAGUGAAAUAAGGGUUUAAUCAGCAUAUUUUGAGGUCGUAUUUUGUAUAUACCUAGCACUGUAGUUUUAAUUUUAGAUAGAAUGUAUAUCAUUUACUAUAUGUUCAAAAAUGAUGUGACUUAUGAAAAUCUUAUUUAAAAAUCCUUGUUAGUUUUCAUAAAUCUAAAUAUUGUUUAUGACCUUAUUUUUGUCUAAUCGCACAAGAUUUUCAAUUUAUUUUCCAACAGUAAAAUCAGUCUCAGUGACAGUAUAAAAUAUAAGAUACAUUUAAAAAUGUAUGCAUUAUUAUAUAUUUUGUUAUUGAAAGGACUAUAAAAUAGAUUUGUUAAAAACUGAAACUGUUUUUAAACAGAGUGAAGAAAAUGAUUUUUUUUUCAUCCAAAAUAAUUUCAUUGUCUGAAAUCAUCAAGCAACUUUGAAUAGUUUAAAGUUGCUGGAGUUAUCUUUAAACUCUUUCAUUUGUUAUUUUUGUUAUACAUAUAUAUAUUUUCAUAUAAUUACUUAAGUAAUUUUGAUUAGCAAAACUAAGGACAAACAAACUAUUUCAUUUUAAAUACUGUAAUACUUAGAAAUUACAAGUAAAAUUAAUUUAGUUUUGACAUUCAAAGUAUUCAUAAGGUAUCAAGUUUUUUAUAUAGCUAGUCUGCUGCUUUCGAAAACUUUUACUAAAGUAAUGAAAGUUUCUUACACCUGCGAAACAUUUACAUGAGAAUUUAUGGUAGAUUAAUAUGCAUAAUUUUUUUAAAAUAACUUUGUAACAAGAAUAAAAUAGUUUUCAGAGCAGAAUAUCCAUUUAUAUUUCUAAUGUGGCACAAUAUUAAGCAUCAAAUAUAAUUGCACCAUCUAUAUACAAAAUGAACAUCGCUUGUCAUUUAAUAAAUUUUACUUCAUUAUUUCAUCACUGGACUGCUUUAAUAUAGAACCGCUUAGCAAUAUGUUCAUACACCAUGGAUUCAUGAUGUAAAUUUAUUCUGAAUGCCAUUCUCGUGUCUCGUUGAAGCAAAAGAAAAAGUUUAAAGAAUUCAAAUUUAUUUCUCCGAUGUUGGAAUUUAAAUUAUUGUAGAAUGUUUAAUUAUAAAUUUUUUUAAAAAUUGAUUUCUAGAUCUCAUUUUAUUUAGAGUAAUGAUAAAGAAUGUAGGUUUUCUUCUGUGUCAAAGUCUAAAAUUAGAUGUUAAUUUUUUAAUUUAGAUGACUUUUUCCUCAGUUUGUGCCACACAAUCUGAUCUCGUAAAUGCCGGUGCUAAUACUUUCAGACUUAAGUUAUUUAACAAGAAAUUUUUUACGCCAACAUAAAAUAUAAAAAUUUGAAAGAUCUAUGCACUUCGUAAUAAAUUUUAAACAGCAAUAAGGAAUUUAUUUUGCAUUUGAUAAAAAAAUUUUUCAAGUUUUCAUUUUUCUUCCCAUAAAUUUAUUGUGUGGCAUUGGCUGUUAGAUUUAAUAUUUUAUACUAAAAGGUUGUUCUUUUUAUCUUACAUACAUUGUAUUAAAGAUUUAUAUAUAUUAUACUGUACAUCAUCUGAAUUAUCAAUCAUUUCACAUGU
Centruroides sculpturatus (bark scorpion) is the source of this 3841-nucleotide messenger RNA. RefSeq names its product dr1-associated corepressor-like (gene NC2alpha). Gene Ontology annotation, biological process: positive regulation of transcription by RNA polymerase II; negative regulation of transcription by RNA polymerase II; transcription by RNA polymerase II. Gene Ontology annotation, molecular function: transcription corepressor activity; core promoter sequence-specific DNA binding; RNA polymerase II general transcription initiation factor activity. The record is from RefSeq and is a predicted model, not a curated record. NCBI's taxonomy places the organism in Eukaryota, Metazoa, Arthropoda, Arachnida, Scorpiones, Buthidae. The transcript has 7 exons. The coding region runs from base 262 to 909 and encodes 215 amino acids. Gene Ontology annotation, cellular component: nucleus; negative cofactor 2 complex.